Messenger RNA from Clunio marinus, 1974 nucleotides. The record is from the annotation of a GenBank genome assembly. NCBI's taxonomy places the organism in Eukaryota, Metazoa, Arthropoda, Insecta, Diptera, Chironomidae.
AUGUGGAAAAUUCUGCUCCCAUUUCUGACUUUGAUGACUGCACAAUGUUUAUCAUCAAAUGAAGUUCGAUGGGACCACAGUGUUGACUUAGACGAGAACUUUCGAUUGUUAUGGCGUGUGAAGGAACCUGACAUCAUUAUUGAAGUGCAAGCGAGAACACAUGGUUACGUUGGCUUUGGUUUCACACGAAGCGAAUACAUUUAUGGAGCAGAUAUGGUCAUCGGAUGGGUCGAUAAGCACACGUUCUUCCAAGAUCGACACAUCCCCGUCCACAGCCACAAUGGAGAGCCUGUGUUGGAUCAAUCGCAAGAUUACGUUCUUCUCUUCGGUCAUGAGAAUAAGACUCAUACAAUCAUCAGAUUUCGAAGAAAAUUGGAUACAUGCGAUGAGAAGUACGACGUUCCUAUUACGAACGACACAAUGAGGAUCGUUUACAUGUAUCAUCAUGAUGAGCCAAAACGAGGCUCUUUGUUGCAAGGUAACUUACCAGAACCCGAGCAAGCUUUGAAGCCCAUCAAGUCGUUGCUGUUUCUCCAAAGACCAAAAUUUGAGAAAGUUCGAAAACUAAAUGAUGAAAAUAUUGAAACAUUUGAUGUGAGAAUGAAGAAUGUUUUAAUGACGUCAUCAAAUGUUACAAAGGCUUGCAGUGUUUUGAGAUUGAAGGAGAAUCAACGUGGACAUGUUGUCGCUUAUAAGCCAAUCUUUGAGCCUAUGAUAGCAAGAACUUACAUCAUGCACAUGAUAGUUUACGAAUGUAGAAACAAACAUCACCCAAAUUAUAAUAUCGAUGAAGACAACGCGUCAUGUGCAAACAUUCAGAAGCUUCAAUGCACGACAAUUACUGCCACAUGGUCAAGAGGUUCACAAGGUUUUGUUUAUCCCGAUGACGUCGGUUAUCCAAUUGACAGUGACAUCGCCAGUUUAUAUUUCCUUGAAAUUCAUUACGAAGUUCCAACAAAGUCUUUUGCUGAUCACAAUCGAAUCAGUGACAGUUCAGGCAUCAAGUUCUUUAUGACGUCAGUGAAAAGGAAACACAAUGCGGGACUUUUAUCGAUUGGCAUUCAACCAGUGUGGACACACAUCAUCCCACCGGGAUUUAGAAAAGUGACAUCAAUUGGAUACUGCACUGGGAAGUGUAAUAAAGAAGCUUUCUCAACAACAGCAGCUGGUGGUGGUAGUGGAAUUAACGUCAUUGGCAUUCAGAUGCAGACACACGAGAUGGGAAAAUCAAUCAAAGUGGGACUUGUGCGAAGUGGAUCGGAACUUCAUCCAAUCGCUCAAGAUCAUAACUUGGAUUCGGAAUAUCUCGAAUAUCGAGCAUUGAGCAAGGCAAUUCAAGUUCUUCCUGGCGAUGAUUUAAUGGUUGAAUGUGCUUACAAUAGUUUUGAUAAAACAAAGUUGACAUUGGGUGGAUAUGAAGCACAACAAGAAAUUUGUCAAGCGACUCUCGUUUAUUAUCCUAAACAAGAUCAUUUGACUUCUUGCUAUUCGAAACCGAAGACAAAGAACUUCUUGAAAUCAUUGAACAUCGAUAAGCUUCGAAAUUCACCACCAUUUGCUAUCGAAUUGCCUGAGAAAUAUGCUGGGAAGACAUUGGAAGAACAUUUAAAGACUUACGAUUGGAAAACCGAAUUUGAUCAUUUUGAACGAGUCAGUAAAACGUCGCAAAUCGAUGUUGUUUGUUCCGGUUUAAAGAGAAAAAUUAUUGAAGACGAGCCAGUGGCAAUAAAGCAACCUUACAAGCCUCGAGCAUCGCAUUGCGAUCGAUACAAUAAAGUAUUUCAGUCUGAAGAACAAAUUCACGACAAUAGCUUAAGCAAUGUUCAACAAGCCCGAAGCAAAGUUUUAAGAAGUUCAGAGCUAAGCACAAUAAAUUUCAUAAAUGCUUCAAAUCGUAUUGAAGUUUGUAAUAAAUUAAAUUUAAUUUUCUUAAUAUCUUUAGGAUAUUUUCUUAAAAUUAUAAUAAGAGUUUAA